AUGGAAAAUAUAUCUAUUAGCUUGGACCAUGCAAAGAAAAUGUUGGACAACAUUGAAACUAUGAGGAGUUCCUCAGAUUCGGUCGUGAGGGCGCUCACGGCUGUCGUACGAGAACAGAGUCAUUUCAUUGCCCGGCUGCCCACAGUCACUGAUUACAUUCUCACUAAGCAACGAGAGCAGGAUCGCCAGUUGCAAAAGACGAAAUACCACGUGCCAAAAAUUCCGAGAAGUGGCUGCCCGAAGGUUACGUAUUCGAAAGGAAGAAUAUUACGAAACCUUGGAUUUGGCGAGAAGAAGUGCCCUUUAAGAUGGUGUGAGCUUAUACGUCGAGGAUUUGCUGCAACCCGUUUCAGAAUCAAUGCGGAAUCCACAAACUGGUGGACAAAUCUUGGAAAGGAUGACAAGGAGAGAACAAAAGCUUUUGACGUGCUUUCGCAAGCCAGAAUGGAUCGGGCGGUCUUCGCUCGCAUAGCCCUCGAAAGAGCCUUGUAA
Cylicocyclus nassatus is the source of this 492-nucleotide messenger RNA. NCBI's taxonomy places the organism in Eukaryota, Metazoa, Nematoda, Chromadorea, Rhabditida, Strongylidae. The record is from the annotation of a GenBank genome assembly.